Morchella sextelata is the source of this 1026-nucleotide messenger RNA. RefSeq lists its product as uncharacterized. The record is from RefSeq and is a predicted model, not a curated record. The coding region runs from base 1 to 1026 and encodes 341 amino acids. The transcript has a single exon. Lineage: Eukaryota; Fungi; Ascomycota; Pezizomycetes; Pezizales; Morchellaceae.
AUGGCUCUAGUUAUUUCUCCGGAUCAAGGCCCGGUGACAGAGGAAGUCCAGAAGAACAAGAAAGAGCAGAAUACCGAGGAAGAGCAGAAUACUGAGGAAGAGAAAGAGAUCAGGGAAGAGUUGGAGACGGUGGAAGACCGGGAGAUCGAUGAAGAGCGGGAGACCGAGGAAAACAAGGAGACCGAGGAAGACAAGGAGACCGAGGAAGACCACCAAGCGACCAGGGAUAUUGUAGGCGCGGCGGACGAUGAACCCAAAUCUCGCCAAUCACCAUCAGGUGUUGAAGCUUUCCUCCGAUACCAUGCGAAGGAAAGGGAACUAGAAAACCUCAAAUAUUUAGAGGUUCGAGCUAGCGCCCGUCGAGUAUCCCAAUCAUCGGACAAGAGCGAUGACAUACCCGGUGGAGUGAGAAUCUACAGCUCAAAAGAGACAGACCACCUCAACACGCCGCGUAUAAGGUUUACAAAAGAGGGUGCUGCGCUCUACACACAAGGUGGGUCGGGCCAUUCCCGUGAUCGUGAGCGGGGUGCGGGGAGGAAAGCUCCCACGCGAGAGAAAAUGCUUGCAAUACCAAAAAAGAUAUUUGCAAACAAAGACAAGCGUGAGGAUCGUAUGCGUGCUCAUGAAGAAUUAAAAAUGUCAAUCUCCAGCCCCACAGAGCUUGCUCGCCCGAUCUUACACCCGUGGCACCGCUCGACCCCCGAUGUCAUUUAUGAACGGCUUUGUUUCCAUUUUAAGGACCACUGCGUCGAUGUUAUUGGUAAUAAUGUGAUCGUACAUAAAACCUACAAGUGUUCGAUCACUUGCACCAGUACUCCUGUCCAUUGGUUGUGGUUGGCUAAGCCGACGGGGGUUUUUAUACGUCUAUUGAAGGGAAAGGGGAAACAAACGUGUGUGAACGAUCCGGGGUUCAGUGUACCUGUUAUGAUGUGCAAGAUGUGUAGAGGGAGAGUCGACCUCGACUAUGAACCCUGUUCAGCCGGAUACGGCAUCAGUCCUGCUAGCCCCAGUGGGAGCCAGGUGUGA